AUGAUGGCGGAGCUGGUACAGGGCGGAGGACAGGCCUCAAUUGGCCAGCCGGGGCUCAAGUCGGACGGCUUGGCCGAUGCGUUGCAGCGGGCCCGACAGAUGGCGGGGAAGAUCGGCGGCAGUGGCAGUGAGGCCAUGGCGCACAUAAACAGCUCAACUGCAAGCUCGGAACCGUCACUCUAUUACAAGCGAGCCUGCGACGACACAGGUAGUCAACUGUCAGCUGUCGGCCAUCAAAGGGUUUUGACGGAGGAUUACAAGGUUCCCGACAGGAUGGUGGGCUUCAUCAUCGGCCGAGGUGGCGAGCAGAUCACCAGGAUCCAGUUAGAGUCGGGAUGCAAGAUCCAGAUCGCCGCCGACAGCGGCGGUCUGAUGGAGCGUCCGUGUUCCCUGACCGGAACUCCAGAGUGCAUCGAGCAAGCUAAGCGUCUCCUGGUUCAGAUUGUGGAGCGCUGCAGAAAUGGUCCUGGUUACCAUGGCGACGGGGAGGGCGGGGUCCUUGUGCAGGAGAUGCUGAUCCCGGCCAGCAAGGUUGGGCUCGUUAUUGGUCGAGGAGGAGAAACCAUCAAGCAGCUGCAGGAACGUGCGGGCGUCAAGAUGAUGAUGAUCCAGGACGGUCCCAUGCCCACAGGAGCUGAUAAACCUCUCCGCAUCUCUGGAGACCCAUACAAAGUUCAGGUGGCAAAGGAGCUGGUGCUGGAGGUGAUCCGGGAGAAGGAUGCCGACUUCCAUUCGGGACGCAGUGACUUCUCCGCCCGGCUGGGAGGAACCAGCCUGGACGUUUCUGUGCCGAGGUUUGCUGUCGGCAUCGUCAUUGGCCGCAACGGCGAGAUGAUCAAGAAAAUACAGAAUGAUGCCGGCGUGCGGAUUCAGUUUAAAGCGGAUGACGGCAUAAGUCCAGAGCGUGUAGCCAUGGUGAUGGGCCAGCCGGAACGCUGUCAGCACGCGUUGCAUCUCAUCAAUGAUCUCAUCCAGACUGCGCAGGAGCGUGACGGCUUUGGCUCGGCGCUUAGGAGCAGCCGGCUUCGAGGUCGUGCGGACUGGACCGUGGGUUCUCCUGGUCCCGUUCAAGAGGUCACAUACACCAUCCCGGCCGACAAGUGCGGACUGGUCAUCGGCAAAGGGGGUGAAACCAUCAAGAGCAUCAACCAGCAGUCGGGAGCCCACGUGGAGCUCCAGAGAAACCCGCCUCCCUCCACCGACCCUAAUACACGGGUCUUCACAAUCAGGGGGUCCGCGCAGCAGAUGGAACAUGCGCGACAGCUCAUUGAUGACAAGAUCGGGGGUUCUGGUAUCAUGAGUAACGGAGGUUUCAGUUUCAGUCACUUCACUCAAGGCCCCACCCACCAAAACUGUGGUGGUCCUCAAACCUUCCUGACGGGCGUGUGGGGGAACACAUACCAGACUAGUUGGCAGAACACUGCCCAACAAGACCCAGGUCAGCAGAGUCAGCCUGCGAGUGUGAUGAGCGACUACAGCAAAGCAUGGGAGGACUACUACAAGAAACAAAGUCAGUCGUCUCAGCAGAGUUCAUUGCCGGACUACACAGCAGCGCUGGCUGAGUAUUACCGCCAACAGCCGUACCUGUGGAACCCUGCCCAGAUCCAGAUGACGAUGGAUGGUGUCCUUGGGGAUCCCCUCCCAGAUCUGAACGUGGGCAUCACUGAGUUUCUGGACAGUCUGAGGAGCAACCUGGCAGCACCAGAUUGGAACUAA
Nerophis lumbriciformis (worm pipefish) is the source of this 1716-nucleotide messenger RNA. The record is from RefSeq and is a predicted model, not a curated record. Lineage: Eukaryota; Metazoa; Chordata; Actinopteri; Syngnathiformes; Syngnathidae.